AUGAGAUGGUUGCAACCGUUUGGAGGCGAUAUUGUCUUGGGCUUCCAUCAGGGACACGGGCUCGGGGCAGAACUCAAAACCGCCUAUACCAGCUUUCACGAAGUGCACCGGAAGUUCAACCUGGCCGGCGCCUUCGGCAACUGCGUCGUCGACGUGCUGCUGGCCCGGUAUCAGGCCGAAUGCAAACGCGUCAUGUCAGGGGAGAUAAAGGUCGAGACGGCCGUGCCCAACAACCAGAUCAUCCAGGUCGUGUUUUCCUUCUGGGACGCCCGAUUCUACCAGCCCUCCGCGAUUUUGCGCCGGCAAGCCUAUUCAAAUCAAGACGACGGCGGCCAACGGGUCAUGAAAAAAUGCCAGCGCCGCAUCGAGGAGCUCACCAAAAGCACCAUCACCCUGUGCUCGCUCAUUGCCAGGGAAGUGCCCCGAUUCGAGAAAGACUUUUUCAACUACCAGGCUCGGGUUUCGGAGUACAUAUCCUUAGCAGCUGUGUCUUUUGGUUUCGUCUCUCUGGCAAGAGCGCCGACGGCGAGCGGGAAAGGUGAGGGAGUCGCCGUCCUCAGCCCGGCCGGCUAUGCCGACCCGUCCUCUAUAGAAUACCGCAAGCUGGUCGAUCUCGAGCCCGAGUCCGCUCGGGCCAAUUUCGACAUGGCUACUUGCUCUCCAAGCCUGUCUCUCGAGCGCUUCUUAUACCUGUCCAGGUCGCUGCACCUGGAGCGCGAGGCCACGAAAAUGACGGAGAAGUUCGCUAGAGCACCGCUAGCCUCCCACUCCGGCGCCGUCGAGAAGAACGCGGAAUCCGAAGCAUGGGGCACGCUCUCGCUCCAGACGUAUGGCGCCCUCGUGGGCCGGCCCGCCGAGGACCAGUACGAGAAGGCCUCACUUUGUUGCCAUCCCGCUCUGCUCGGCCCUGCUGGCCUACACCGACGACCUCGGCCUCGGCAUCGGCGGUCGCGCGAACCAGAGCCGCCAGCUGUACUCUACAAGGACCUCAAGCUCAAGACCGGCGUACGUCGGCUCGCCGUCUGGACUUUCGGCAGCGUGCUGACCCAGAAGUUCAACCCGGCCAGGCGUUCCCUCCUCCACGUCGUCAUGGUCUUCUUGUACUCGGCCAAGGCCGGUGUCGAGGAAGUGAUUGCCAUGGAAACGAUCUGCUCGAUUCUCAACAAGAUUGCCAACACCUCGGGAGUGAGCCAGGCGAUCCAGCUCGAGCUCGAGGCCCCACUUCCUCAGUUUCCGCAAGACGCCAAUGCCCGCCGAACGUGA
This is a messenger RNA of Fonsecaea nubica, 1263 nucleotides long. RefSeq lists its product as hypothetical. Bases 1 to 1263 code for a protein of 420 amino acids. The transcript has 4 exons. The record is from RefSeq and is a predicted model, not a curated record. NCBI's taxonomy places the organism in Eukaryota, Fungi, Ascomycota, Eurotiomycetes, Chaetothyriales, Herpotrichiellaceae.